CGGACUAUUUGCAUGUUGAAACAGGAAUCCAUGCCCUCCCACUUCAGACUGCUGAUCGAGUUCAGAUGCCUCCUGUCUUUGUCUCUCCCAGCCGGGUCUCAGAAGCCGCCCCAACAUUGAACACAAGCUAAAUGGAAGUGGGACAUUUUACAAGCAGUCUUGGGGAUUUCCACAAAGGUCGCUAUCAAAAUGUAGUAAACAAACAGUCCGGGGAGAUGGACUCUUCAGAGUUUUCCCUGCUGUCAUCACUGAAAGACGAGGUUAAACAUGAGGAUUUUGUCCGGCCUCAUUAUAAAGAGUCAUAUCGCCUGGCGAUCGAUCGUCUUAUUAAGGACGGCAGAGACAGUUAUUUUGAGUUCCUAAAAGAAGAACGUAUUGUGAGCUUCCUCUCAGAAGAUGAGAUUGUCUUCCUCACCUCUUAUGUGGAACAGCUGCCAUCCCAAAACCAGACAGAAGAAAUCAUUGACCCAACAGACAGCCACUCGUCAUCUGGGACGUACUGGCCCACUCACUCAGAUGUGGAAACGCCAAAUUUGGAUUUGGGUUGGCCACAUGUCCAGCAUGAAAAACAUCCAACUAAUAUCAAUCUGCUCUACCAUCCACCUAGACUCAAUAACCCGACCAUAAAGGAGGUGAUCCGGAAGCAUAUUCAGGAUGCAAGAACGGUCAUUGCUAUUGUGAUGGACAAGUUCACAGAUGUUGAUAUUUUCAAAGAAACUGUGGAUGCUUCUAUGCGAGGAGUGCCAGUCUACGUGUUGUUAGAUGAUGACAAUUUUAAAAGCUUCCUCAAGAUGGCAGAUGAUCACAAUAUCAAACUACAGCAGCUAAGAAACAUGAGGGUGCGCACAGUGAAAGGUCCUGACUACCUCUGUCAGUCAGGAGCCAAAUUUCAUGGAGCAAUGGAGCAGAGGUUUCUUUUAAUCGAUUGCCACACAGCAAUUUAUGGCUCGUACAGCUACUCUUGGUCUUUUGAGAAGAUCCAUCUGAGCAUGGUUCAAGUCAUCACAGGCUGGCUUGUCAAGUCCUACGAUGAGGAGUUUCGAACACUUUACGCCCGGUCGAUUGAACGAGCUGAGCUCGGUACCCCACUGGAAGGAACAAACAACAGCAGCUUUCUUGAGCAGCAUAUGUUGUCAAGACAUCAUUCUGCCCCAAAGAUUGGACGAAAUGACCAGAUGAGGCAUUCCUUGGAUGUAGUAAAUUGGAAAAGCUGUGAAAUGAAAUCUGGGAUAAGAGACAAGCUCUUUAAAGAGGAUGGUAAAUUUCUUCGUCCCAUAAUGAAGACAUCACAAUUGGAACGUGAAACCCUUGAUGAGAUGAAUUUGUCUAAAAGGCACAGUUAUGCCUGGGAAACACAGGAUGGAUGCAUCCCACAGAACAUGAGGCCUAGAGGGAGCAACUGGAAUAUCCAUAGAGACUCUAGCAUUCUACCACACAAUUACGCAAUGGAUAAUUAUUUGCAAGCACAACAAAUACGCAGAGGUCAACACAUGCGUCAGUCUUAUAACGGCCUUGAUAAACAGGUCCUUUCCAUGCAACAAAACUUGCCAACAUUGGAGAAAACUUCAAAGUCGUUCAUGCGCACAUGGAGGAUUGAAUCUUAUCUUAAAAGUCCUGACGCUCCAUCUUCAGACACAUUUCACUAUCCAGAACAGUUUGAAACCGUGGAUAAAGCUAACUCCUUCAUGCAGGGGCAGAUGCGUAACUCGAUUGCUCUCAGGUGCCCCAUACCAGAACACCUAGAGCCAAGCAGACUAAUAACCCCCCCUUCAUGCCUUCCUGGUUACUUAGCAGCACCCAGUGCUCCUCUGCAGUACAAUUCAAUGCAGUGGGAUGCUGCAGCAGCUGAGAACAGAAUGAACGCCAAUGAAAUCAUGUUAAAGCGAAAGAGCUUGCAAAUUUUAGACAACUUGGACAGCUACAGCUCAGGUAAAAACUCUCACCACUCUACAUAUUCCAGUUUAAGCAGAAGUAAACAUGGGCAGAUAAUUACAAAUCCAGACAUGUUGACAGACAGUUGGCAGAAGAGGCACAGUGUGGCUGAUCCGAGGUCAAGCAUGGAGCACCCAUAUGAAACCUCGGGUCACAUGUAUGGACAUUUUGUCAGGACAGAAGUAAACAGGAGCACUGUGGAGAUCCCUGUUCAGAAUGGUGGUUAUAAAAGAAGCAUGAAUGAAGAUCAGCGAUCUCUGUCCCACUAUGAUGUUAAGAAUAUUGCAGACAAAAAGGGCCCAAAUAUUCGUAUUUGGCACAAACCCCCAACCAGGACUGUCUCUGCAGCAGCCCUUCAUCUCAAUAACAAAGAAUUGGCAAACAAAUCCAACAGUAUGAAUUCGCAGCCCAUGCCAAAGAAUAGCUCCAAGAAAAUUCAAUCUUUGUUGAACAUACCAGAGAGGAAAGAGGAUUUCAGAACCAUGGAGACAGCAAGUCUCAAUUCUUGUGAAAGCAGUGACACCUUAACAGCUGAUGAUGACACAAGAUCAAUUCAAAGUGGAGGAAAACAUCAGCAAAGUUCAACAAGUUCUGUCAAGUCAUCACCAGAAAGCCACUUAAAGUCUGAAAAGCCACAAGUCAAAACAGAACAACAACAAGAUCACCAAGUAAACCCUCCCUCUAAGACUAGCAUACAUAAGAAACCCUCAUUAUUUGGUAGAAACACUAAGCCGGCAGCUGAGAGUCGUGUGUACAGCAGGUUUGAACCUUUCUGCUCACUUGAAAGGAAAAGCUCUCUGUUGUCUGGUUCCAAACGUACACAGUCCAAAAGCCUUCCGAGAGGUGAAGCAGCUGUCGAAGCCAGCCACAAUCAGGCAACACGAGGACACCAGGAGAACAAGCUGGAGAAAUUUUUCCACAGAGUGGGAAGUUUGUUAAAUAAGAACAAGUAGUGAGGGCUGCUUUCUUGGCACACUCAACUACAUAGGUUGCCUAUUGUUGAUGCCCAUUAGAUUGGCAAAGUUUCCCCAUGUAGCUCAAGUUUUUCAUUUUAUGUUUUACCUUUUGUAUUGAAAAAUGAUAAUAAAACAGGGUACACUGGUGUACAUUACAGAUUUCAGGGAUUUAGAAAUACCACCUCCGUCUUUGUUCUGCUAUGAAUUAAAAUGCUGUCAAAAAUAUUUGCAUUAGCAGAUGGUCGUUUUGUCAGGUCACAUAUAUGUCCUUUCUUUUACUGGAAAUGCAGGUGUGAAGGGUGAACAUACCUCACUGAUUUCUGUAUAGACUUUGUGUUCUUGAGGGUUGACAGCUGCUCCAGGUACAGACAUAAAAAAUAUAAUAGGCAUGCAAACUCAUCAGACAUCCACAGAAGCAUUUCUGACUAAUUUAUGUUUUAAAAAGGCUCACAAUACGGUGAAGUAGGGCACAAUACUGUGAGAAAGAAUGCACAUUGUGUAUUUUUCUUAAAUAAUUCUUAAUCUUCCAUUAAUUUCAUGAAAAAUCAACAGGGACUUCAGUAAUGGGAUUACUUUGUUUACAGAAUGGUGCACCUUAUUGAGUAAACUCUUUAUAUAUACGGACAUGAGAAGCAAAGAAAGAGUUACUCUUAGCUUCACUUGUGAGGUGUUGAUGACUUGGUGGACAGUUUUUAUUUCUUAGGGAAUGAAAUGAAUGUGCUCAGAGAUAAUGCACUUUUAAAUGAAUGUCUUGUUGAGGGGUGGAUGAGGGUUUGUGUGUCAAUGUAACUGUAGAGUAAACGCACUGCAGCCUGGAAAAGUUUUCUUUUAUUUUCUAUUGUGUUUAUUUAUUAUCUCAGUAAACAUAUUUCUAAUUAAUUUUGAAUGUUAGUUUAAAUGUUUUUCUUUUGGUGGCUAGUGAUUUAUAAUUUGUGGCCUCAUUAAAAAAAAUCAAUAGACAAGCAUUUUCAUUGUAGUUCACCAGUAUUUUGUUAAUUUUCUUACACGCUCCUACAUUAUUUGCUGUGAAACAUUUUAUAUUGGUGAAAUGGCUUUUUGCCCAGGGUAGCAUUUGCCUUUAGAUAACAUUUUCUCUUGUAAUGCCAUGUCAUUUGCACAUGGAAUGCGCUUUCUAUUCCCUAUUUGCCUGCUGAGUCAAUGAACAGUAGAAUAGGCUUAACUUGGAGCUUUUAAUUGUACACCAAUGGAAAAUAUUAUCACGCCUUGAUCCAACUUUAAGACAAACCUCUAGAUAAACCAAAUAACCACUGUGUUAGGCAGUGAUUUUCUUUUAAUAGAAAGUGAUACCUAGAUAUAUUAUUAUUAUUAUUAUUAUUAUUAUUAUUAUUAUUAUUAUUAUUAUUAUUAUUAUUAUUAUUAUUAUUAUUAUUAAUGUUUUAAAGUCCCUGUAGAACAUUCUUGAAUUGCAUCAACAAUUUACUUAAUAUUAAACCCAAAAUCAUUGAUAUGGCUUUUUGGUUUUGAAACUACUUUCUUUCUACUAAGAAAUAUUUUUUGUAAGACACAAGACACAGCAAAUAUGUCUCUAAAAUUAAACCAUGUCCUACAUAAAAAGUACUUUACGUGAGAAUAUGCAAUCUUUGAGAAAACAUGUUUUGACCAUGCAGAUGAUUUGAUGAGGCAUCAAAGAUUACUUUAAGAAACUAAUUCUAAACAUGUGGCCAGAAUCACAUUAAAGUGGUUUACAUCAAUGUAUAUUCAGAUUUCAGAAUAGCUCAAUAACAUUCAACACCUGAACCUAUUUUUGACAAAACUCAAAAAUUGAACUUUCAUCAUGAUUGCUAGUAAUUUACUUGCAUUUAGCACAACAGAGGCAAUUACUUCAUCUGCAGUCUUCCUGGGAAUACUCUAUGCAGAAGCAUAUCAAUAUAUUUCCCCACAUUUCUAUUUUGUCUAGCUCUGUUUCCUUAAAGCUAUUCUUAUGGUGUGUGCAAAUGAGAUUAAAAGAACCAAGAUCCCCA
Messenger RNA from Gambusia affinis (western mosquitofish), 4870 nucleotides. RefSeq names its product family with sequence similarity 83 member B (gene sack1b). Gene Ontology annotation, cellular component: cytoplasm; membrane. The transcript is spliced from 5 exons. The coding region runs from base 132 to 2885 and encodes 917 amino acids. Gene Ontology annotation, biological process: epidermal growth factor receptor signaling pathway. The record is from RefSeq and is a predicted model, not a curated record. NCBI's taxonomy places the organism in Eukaryota, Metazoa, Chordata, Actinopteri, Cyprinodontiformes, Poeciliidae.